Nomascus leucogenys (northern white-cheeked gibbon) is the source of this 5055-nucleotide messenger RNA. RefSeq names its product kinesin family member 14 (gene KIF14). Gene Ontology annotation, cellular component: adherens junction. The record is from RefSeq and is a predicted model, not a curated record. NCBI's taxonomy places the organism in Eukaryota, Metazoa, Chordata, Mammalia, Primates, Hylobatidae. Gene Ontology annotation, molecular function: microtubule motor activity; cell adhesion molecule binding; microtubule binding. Gene Ontology annotation, biological process: regulation of protein localization; microtubule-based movement.
GGCUGGAAAUCAAAUGAAUGUCCAAAGAAGAGCUUAGGGUCUUAGUAACAUUCUUUUUUGAAAUAACUGUCUGCCAAAAUGUCAUUACACAGUACUCAUAAUAGAAAUAACAGCAGUGAUAUUCUUGAUAUUCCAUCUUCCCAAAAUAGUUCAUCACUGAAUGCCCUCACCCACAGUAGCCGACUUAAGCUGCAUUUGAAGUCGGAUAUGUCAGAAUGUGAAAAUGAUGAUCCAUUAUCGAGAUCUGCAGGUAAAGUCAGAGACAUAAAUAGAACUUAUGUUAUUUCUGUCAGUAAAAAAACAGCAGACAUGCCCCUUACCCCUAAUCCUGUAGGUAGAUUGGCACUUCAGAGAAGAACUACAAGGAACAAAGAAUCAUCUUUGCUUGGUAGUGAGUUGGAAGACACAGCUGAAAAAAUAGCAGAAACACGCCUUACAUUACAACGUCGUGCUAAAACAGAUUAUGCAGAAAAGUGGAAAACAGCUGAAACAGAUUCUGUCAAAAUGACACUGAAUGUGGGAGGUGAAACAGAAAAUAAUGGUGUUUCUAAGGAAAGUAGAACAAAUGUAAGGAUUGUAAAUAAUGCUAAAAACUCUUUUGAUGCUUCUUCUGUACCUUUAGAUGAAGAUCCACAAGUCAUUGAAAUGAUGGCUGAUAAGAGAUACAAAGAAACAUUUUCUGCCCCCAGUAGAGCAAAUGAAAAUGUUGCACUUAAGUACUCAAGUAAUAGAGCACCCGCUGCUUCCCUGAGUCAGACUGAAGUUGUUAGAUCAGGACACUUGACAACGAAACCUACUCAGAGCAAGUUGGAUAUCAAAGUGUUGGGAACAGGAGACUUGUAUCAUAGAAGUAUUGGGAAGGAAAUUGCAAAAACUUCAAAUAAAUUUGGGAGCUUAGAAAAAAGAACACCUACAAAAUGUACACUAGAACACAAAUUGACACCAAAGUGCGGCCUGCCUCAGGUUAAGAGCCCAGCUCCAUCAAUACUGAAGAAAAGAAUGUCUAACCUUCAAGUUAAACAAAGACCAAAAAGUUCUUGUCUUGCAAAUAAACAGGAAAGGUCCGCAGAAAAUACAAUCCUUCCCGAAGAAGAAACUGUAGUUCAGAACAUCUCUGCAGGAAAAGACCCCUUAAAAGUAGAGAAUAGUCAAGUGACAGUGGCAGUACGCGUAAGACCUUUCACCAAGAGAGAGAAGAUUGAAAAAGCAUCCCAGGUGGUCUUCAUGAGUGGGAAAGAAAUAACUGUGGAACAUCCUGACAUGAAACAAAUUUAUAAUUUUAUUUAUGAUAUUUCAUUCUGGUCUUUUGAUGAAUGUCAUCCUCACUACGCUAGCCAGACGACUGUCUAUGAGAAGCUAGCAGCACCACUCCUAGAAAGAGCCUUCGAAGGCUUCAAUACCUGUCUUUUUGCUUAUGGUCAGACUGGCUCUGGAAAAUCAUAUACGAUGAUGGGAUUUAGUGAAGAACCAGGAAUAAUUCCAAGAUUUUGUGAAGAUCUUUUUUCUCAAGUAGCCGGAAAACAAACCCAAGAGGUCAGCUAUCACAUUGAAAUGAGCUUCUUUGAAGUAUAUAAUGAAAAAAUUCACGACCUUCUGGUUUGUAAAGAUGAAAAUGGGCAGAGAAAGCAACCACUGAGAGUGAGGGAACAUCCUGUUUAUGGACCAUAUGUUGAAGCACUGUCAAUGAACAUUGUCAGUUCUUACGCUGAUAUCCAGAGUUGGCUAGAAUUGGGAAAUAAACAAAGAGCUACUGCUGCUACUGGUAUGAAUGAUAAAAGCUCCCGAUCUCAUUCGGUUUUCACCCUGGUGAUGACCCAGACCAAGACAGAAUUUGUGGAAGGGGAAGAACACGAUCACAGAAUAACAAGUCGAAUUAAUCUAAUAGAUCUGGCAGGCAGUGAGCGCUGCUCUACAGCUCACACUAGUGGAGAUCGACUAAAGGAAGGUGUGAGUAUUAAUAAGUCCUUGCUAACUUUGGGAAAAGUUAUAUCUGCACUCUCGGAACAAGCAAACCAAAGGAGAGUUUUUAUUCCUUAUCGUGAAUCUGUUCUUACAUGGCUGUUAAAAGAAAGUCUGGGUGGAAAUUCAAAAACUGCAAUGAUUGCUACGAUUAGUCCCGCUGCCAGCAACAUAGAAGAAACAUUAAGCACACUUAGAUAUGCUAACCAAGCCCGUUUAAUAGUCAACAUUGCCAAAGUAAAUGAAGAUAUGAACGCUAAGUUAAUUAGAGAAUUGAAGGCAGAAAUUGCAAAGCUAAAAGCUGCUCAGAGAAACAAUCGGAAUAUUGACCCUGAACGAUACAGGCUGUGUCGGCAAGAAAUAACAUCCUUAAGAAUGAAACUGCAUCAACAGGAGAGAGACAUGGCAGAAAUGCAAAGAGCAUGGAAAGAAAAGUUUGAACAAGCUGAAAAAAGAAAACUUCAAGAAACAAAAGAGUUACAGAAAGCAGGAAUUACAUUUCAAAUGGACAAUCAUUUACCAAACCUUGUUAAUCUGAAUGAAGAUCCACAACUAUCUGAGAUGCUGCUAUAUAUGAUAAAAGAAGGAACAACUACAGUUGGAAAGUAUAAACCAAACUCAAGCCAUGAUAUUCAGUUAUCUGGGGUGCUGAUUGCUGAUGAUCAUUGUACCAUCAAAAAUUUUGGUGGGACAGUGAGUAUUAUCCCAGUUGGGGAAGCAAAGACAUAUGUAAAUGGAAAACAUAUUUUGGAAAUCACAGUAUUACAUCAUGGUGAUCGAGUGAUUCUUGGUGGAGAUCAUUAUUUUAGAUUUAAUCAUCCAGUAGAAGUCCAGAAAGGGAAAAGGCCAUCUGGAAGAGAUACUCCUACAAGUGAGGGUCCAAAAGACUUUGAAUUUGCAAAAAAUGAGUUGCUCAUGGCACAGAGAUCACAACUCGAAGCAGAAAUAAAAGAGGCUCAGUUGAAGGCAAAGGAAGAAAUGAUGCAAGGAAUCCAGAUUGCAAAAGAAAUGGCUCAGCAAGAGCUUUCUUCUCAAAAAGCUGCAUAUGAAAGCAAAAUAAAAGCACUGGAAGCAGAACUGAGAGAAGAGUCUCAAAGGAAAAAAAUGCAGGAAAUAAAUAACCAGAAGGCUAAUCACAAAAUUGAGGAAUUAGAAAAGGCAAAGCAGCAUCUUGAACAGGAAAUAUAUGUCAACAAAAAGCGAUUAGAAAUGGAGACUUUGGCUACAAAACAGGCUUUAGAAGACCAUAGCAUCCGUCAUGCAAGAAUUCUGGAAGCUUUAGAAACUGAAAAGCAAAAAAUUGCUAAAGAAGUACAAAUUCUACAGCAGAAUCGGAGUAAUAGGGAUAAAACUUUUACAAUGCAGACAACUUGGAGCUCUAUGAAACUCUCAAUGAUGAUUCAGGAAGCCAAUGCUAUCAGCAGCAAAUUGAAAACAUACUAUGUUUUUGGCAGACAUGAUAUAUCAGAUAAAAGUAGUUCUGACACUUCUAUUCGGGUUCGUAAUCUGAAACUAGGAAUCUCAACAUUCUGGAAUCUGGAAAAGUUUGAAUCUAAACUUGCAGCAAUGAAAGAACUUUAUGAGAGUAAUGGUAGUAACGGGGGUGAAGAUGUCUUUUGUGAUCCUGAAGAUGAAUGGGAACCCGACAUUACAGAUGCACCAGUUUCUUCACUUUCUAGAAGGAGGAGUAGGAGUUUGAUGAAGAACAGAAGAAUUUCUGGUUGUUUACAUGACAUACAAGUCCAUCCAAUUAAGAAUUUGCAUUCUUCACAUUCAUCAGGUUUAAUGGACAAAUCAAGCACUAUUUACUCAAAUUCAGCAGAGUCAUUUCUUCCUGGAAUUUGCAAAGAAUUGAUUGGUUCUUCAUUAGAUUUUCUUGGACAGAGUUAUGAUGAAGAAAGAACUAUAGCAGACAGCCUAAUUAAUAGUUUUCUUAAAAUUUAUAAUGGGCUAUUUGCCAUUUCCAAGGCUCAUGAAGAACAAGAUGAAGAAAGUCAAGAUAACUUGUUUUCUUCUGAUCGAGCAAUCCAGUCACUUACUAUUCAGACUGCAUGUGCUUUUGAGCAGCUAGUAGUGCUAAUGAAACACUGGCUGAGUGAUUUACUGCCUUGUACCAACAUAGCAAGAUUUGAGGAUGAAUUGAGACAAGAAGUUAAAAAACUGGGAGGCUACUUACAGUUAUUUUUGCAGGGAUGCUGUUCGGAUAUUUCAUCAAUGAUAAAAGAGGCUCAAAAGAAUGCAAUCCAAGUUGUACAACAAGCUGUAAAGUAUGUGGGGCAGUUAGCAGUUCUGAAAGGGAGCAAGCUACAUUUUCUAGAAAACGGUAACAAUAAAGCUGCCAGUGUUCAGGAGGAAUUCAUGGAUGCUGUUUGUGAUGGUGUAGGCUUAGGAAUGAAGAUUUUAUUAGAUUCCGGACUGGAAAAAGCAAAAGAACUUCAGCAUGAACUCUUCAGGCAGUGUACAAAAAAUGAGGUUACCAAAGAAAUGAAAACUAAUGCCAUGGGAUUGAUUAGAUCUCUUGAAAACAUCUUUGCUGAAUUGAAAAUUAAAAGUUUCAGAAGGCAAGUACAAGAAGAAAACUUUGAACACCAAGAUUUCAAGAAGAUGGUUAAUCAUGCUCCAGAAUUCUUAAAGUUAAAACAUUGCUUAGAGAAAGCUAUUGAAAUUAUUAUUUCUGCACUGAAAGGAUACAGUAGUGAUGAAAAUCUUCUCCAGACUUGUGUUGAAAGUAUUCGCAACUUGGCCAGUGAUUUUUACAGUGACUUCAGUGUGCCUUCUACUUCUGUUGACAGCUAUGAGAGUAAAGUAACUCACGUUGUACACCAGGAACUAGAAUCUCUAGCUAAGUCUCUCCUCUUUUGUUUUGAAUCUGAAGAAAGCCCUGAUUUGUUGAAACCCUGGGAAACUUAUAAUCAAAAUACCAAAGGAGAACACCAACAAUCUAAAUCAAGCGGGAUUGAUGGCAGUAAGAAUAAAGGGGUACCAAAGCGUGUCUAUGAGCUCCAUGGCUCAUCCCCAGCAGUGAGCUCAGAGGAAUGCACACCCAGUAGGAUUCAGUGGGUGUGAAUACUGAUGUGUAGGCACUUUUAUGACCAC